GGGAUAACGUUACAAUACAUAAGAACUAACUACACAGAACUACAUACAUACAUAGGUAGGUAACUAUAUGUAAUAUAAUACAGCCGUGGUCAGCUUCCAGAUUGGGAGACACUCUACCUCGAAUGAUAUCCUAUUCCGUACGAGAGUGCCUGCUUAUAGUAGUAGAUAGUCUCAUCGCACCAAUACCCACUAUACCCUGCGUGCUGUUAGGUCCAGUCGUGGUGCAUUAUUCAUUGCAUUCAUCUAGAAAGUCGCCAUGUCGUAGCGGAGGACGACCGUUACCAAGCCAAGACCGCAAUGAAACGAUGGAAUAUUCCACCCUUUUUUUUCUUCGAAAUUCCCUGCUUGUUUUAACAACAUUCGGCCGAAACAAGGGUUUCCCACGUGAGGGGUUCAGCUGGUUCUCAAGGUCCAAUUUGUGCGUGUUCCCCCUCUGGGUAUUCGUAUCGCUCUUAUCGCGCACCCGUUUUAAUAAAGCAAAAGCUCGUUCAAGCUCCUCGGGGGCCCCCUCCCGCCAAUUAAUUGAUGCUAUCGUACAUAUGCCGCUUCGUAUAGUGGACGAAUGGUUAGUAGAGGACGGACAAUCAGAAAUGGCGAGCCGAGCUUUUUAGUGUAGCACGAUAUGGCGACGGGGUUGGCUUGUUCAACUAUACCCAGGUACGUAAACGUAAAGGCGUGAUAACAAACAAUGUAGGUAGCUUUUGUUCUGCAGCGUCAGAUAGGUACCUACCUACAACAAACAGGGGCCCCAGAUCUUGACGC
Messenger RNA from Daldinia decipiens, 762 nucleotides. RefSeq lists its product as uncharacterized. NCBI's taxonomy places the organism in Eukaryota, Fungi, Ascomycota, Sordariomycetes, Xylariales, Hypoxylaceae. Bases 123 to 611 code for a protein of 162 amino acids. The record is from RefSeq and is a predicted model, not a curated record. The transcript has a single exon.